GGCAAGGAAGUAAACAUUACCCGCACUGGCCAUGGACAAGUUUGAGUCGGAAAAGACAUUCGUCUAGUUAGAAACAUACUGUUAAUGGCUGCCCAUAGUGAUGCAUUCUUCAAAUAAGAGACCGUAUAGCGCAUAAAUCAAGGGAGGUGUUAGUAGCCUACAGCUUUAUGUAGCAGUUUUAUCACUGCAAACUCAUGGUGAAGUUGCGCGUCGCAAACUUAUGGAGGCUUUAGAUCACCACAUUGUUGACUAUGUGCCUGGUUAUACUUUGAAAACAAACUGAGUUCUUAUAGAGCAUCCAGAAAGCACUACUUGGAGGUCAGUAUUUGUUCAAAAUCGCUGGCUGUCCAAAAGUGUGCAGAAACAGCAAUAUGGAUUACGUAGCAACUGGCAGCAACGUGAAAGUGUUGGCUAAGGCAAUCCACUCACUGUCCAGGAUUGGAGAGGAGUUGUACUUUGAAUCCACAGGAAGAUGGCUGGCUUUGCGCACAGUGAACUCCUCCCGUUCGGCAUUUGCCUGCUUCCACCUAUGUCCACUUUUCUUCCAACGAUUCCACACACCCCAAGGCGACAGUUUCCGCUGUAAAAUGCCAAUAAAGAGUGUCCAGGCAGUGUUCAAGUCCCUCUCCUCUUUAGAAAAGACGGUUGAGAAAUGUCGAAUUGAGUGGAAACCUGAACAGUCUCAACUGACAUUUACACUUCACUGCAAAAUGUGCUCUGUUCUAGGUUUGCUGAAGACACACAACCUGUCCUUUCAGGACUGUGAGAGUUUGCAGGCUGUGUUCGACAAAGAACGUUCUCCCAAUGUGCUACGAGCUCAGCCAAGAUUACUUGUGGACACCGUCCUCCAUUUCCCCCCCUCUUUGGAGGAGGUGACCCUAUCUGUGACUAGUGAUCGCAUGUGGCUGAAGAAUCAUGUGGAGGAUGAGUCUGAUCAGUCCCAAGCCAUGAUGACAGAGCUGUACUUGAGCUCGGAGGAGUUUGAAGACUUUGUUGUCACCUUGGCAAACCAGCAUCACUUCUGCCUUAAAGAACUCAGUGCCCCAACUGCCCCCCCUCCAGAUGACUUCAUGUGCGACGCACAUGGACUCAUACCUCAUUGCUAUGGAACAAGUGAAAUUGCUGGACCCUCCACCCAGAUCAACCAACCGCCACGCUCCACCCACGCCCCAACUCCGCCCAAUCACAGACUGUUUUCUUGUUUUUCCCUCUCUUCCUCUCAGUUCCGAUCGCUCUUCUUUGGAUCAGUCCUGCCCACACCAUCCCAGGGGACCAGCCAGACACUGCAAGGCCAAGAUGUUCUAGCCAGUGACAGUGAAGACGAGGGAUCUCCAUGACAACAGUACUCCAAGCUCAGACUAUAUAUAUAUAUAUAAAACUGUGAGAAAACUGUCUAUUACAGUCAGUCACAAAGACUGAUUCACAUAUACUCACACCAAGCCAAGCAACA
Molecule: messenger RNA, 1450 nt
Organism: Clupea harengus (Atlantic herring)
Lineage: Eukaryota; Metazoa; Chordata; Actinopteri; Clupeiformes; Clupeidae
Gene: rad9a
Product: cell cycle checkpoint control protein RAD9A
Biological process (GO): cellular response to ionizing radiation; DNA replication checkpoint signaling; mitotic intra-S DNA damage checkpoint signaling
Cellular component (GO): checkpoint clamp complex
Source: RefSeq, a predicted model, not a curated record